Molecule: messenger RNA, 663 nt
Organism: Uncinocarpus reesii 1704
Lineage: Eukaryota; Fungi; Ascomycota; Eurotiomycetes; Onygenales; Onygenaceae
Exons: 2
Coding region: 1-663 (220 amino acids)
Source: RefSeq, a predicted model, not a curated record
AUGACGAGUCGUUCCAUUUGCGGCCGGGCAAAGGCGCGUUUAGCUAUUCUAGCUGCAAGCGCCUUCGGUUUAGAAUGUCAGGAAAUUGCUAAUUUGCGGACUCCAGAGCGUACUGCAAACAACGGCUCUUAUGAAUGGCGCAGUCGCGACGAUAGCUUCCUCAGAGCAUCUGUUUCUGAUAGACUCCCAAACGCUCCGCCUAGUGGCUGCGACUAUGCCAUCGCUAUUCGAGAUAUGCAAACGACAGCUUAUUCGGGAUACUUUACUAUAAUCAACGUUCGCGGCGACGGCUUGCCCAAUGACACCCAAUGUCCUGGUACCACUCCGAGUAAUCAAGAAGGCAGCAACCCGGCGGGUGGUAAUGGACCGACGAGCCCGACGGGAGGAAGUCCAAAUGGUAGCGGCCAGCAAAUAUCGGCUGGGAGCCAAGUGACGAAAGCGAUGCUCGGAGGAGCCAUAGCAGGGGUAGCUGGCGGGUUAAUUCUUGGGCUCGCGAUUAUUAUAUUGCUUGGCAGACGGCGAGGCUGGUUUGUCAACGACAAAUAUAUACAAACCGCUGUCACCAACGAGCUCAACCUAAGGAAUCAUAUCGCUAGCGAACAAAAGCAAGAGCUAAGCUCCGCUCCGAUAUUUCAAAUGCCGGCAGGACCGCAAGAAAAGUAG